Venturia canescens is the source of this 3057-nucleotide messenger RNA. It is a transcript of the gene omd, whose product is annotated as integrator complex subunit 5 omd. The record is from RefSeq and is a predicted model, not a curated record. Gene Ontology annotation, biological process: snRNA 3'-end processing. Gene Ontology annotation, cellular component: integrator complex. The transcript is spliced from 8 exons. Lineage: Eukaryota; Metazoa; Arthropoda; Insecta; Hymenoptera; Ichneumonidae. Bases 15 to 2828 code for a protein of 937 amino acids.
UUUCUCAAUCAAAGAUGCCGGAAAUAGAACAGUCCUUGACACCUCUUGAGAUAUCCACAGAGGUUAGGAAGUUCAUUCAGGAAUCUGUUAAAAAACCUCACAGAACCGAUGUGGCUGAAGUCACGAAAGGUGCUCUUAUUUUGCUCAGACACUUGCCAGGAUCCAGAGAAGCUGUGCUUGAGUACAUAUGCAAAAUAUUUUUUUAUGCAUGCAGUCGACAAUUACGAAAUAUGGAGGUUCAUCCCGGAGCUCCCAUAUUGGAAGCACCAAUCAUGGAUACCAUAAUACCCGAUGUACAUGCAACUCUUGUUCAAAUAGUGGAUGAAAACCCAGAAGCUUGGGCACCGCUCAUAGCAUCAUGGUCUCUCGAUCUUCUUGGAAAGCUCUCCUGUUCUUUUGCGAAGCGUGGCAACCUGAUGAACGACUUGCAGAUCAGUGAUUACUUGAGGCACUGGUUGAUGUUCCGAGGAGCAAGAAUUCUGGUCGAUCUUUCAGCUCAUUGUAUUCGUCGCCUGGGAGAUUCAGCUGCAGAAUCAUGCAUGAAUGCUCUCACAGAGUCCAUAUCGUCUUACACUCCUUAUUUCGACUGGGUUGCAGCGCAUGUAGGAAGCUGCUUUCCUAGCAUGAUAAUAACGAGACUUUUAAACUGGGGCCUUAAGGAUUUCUGUGUAACGGGUAUGCAGAAAUCGGAGCACAAUCAAGUGCUCAAUUCCGUUGUUGGUAUUCUCGGUCAUUUGGCAGGCAGUCAUUUUUACGAGAUUAAGACAGCCUUGCUAGAAUUAUUUAAGUGGAGUUUGGAUGAAAAUAUGGAGGACGAUGUUUCAACGAGGAAGCAAAAGAUAGCAACGGUACCCUUCUUACUGAAACUAGCUUCGGUAUCGCAAAUACUUUUAAAAGUGAUUACAACGGUCGUCCUGCAAACACUUUUCCCUGUCAGACCGGACGUGAUACCCCGACUAGCGGUUUUCGCCUCCGAUUGGUGUAAAUAUUUCGACAAUCAAGCCGACGUUCUUAUUGAUCUGACGGUACGGCUCGCCCUCGCUUGCGAACAAGGAGCUUCGCAGAUAAUAAGCAUCUUAUUAGACACUUGUCUGAGCACGAGUAACGUCGGAUACCACGGAGUGAACGCUGCGCUUUCUGUUAAAAACGUUUGUCGUGAAAUCCUAGAAAUGAUACUCCAAGAGAUAGAUUUAUCGAUGAGAAUGAAAGGUCCGCACUCAACGGGAAUUGCACUUCUUACGUCGAUAAAACAAGAUCUGAGUCUCGUGGUGCCGCUUUUACUGGACGCUAAUCCUCUCAGAGUACAAACAGCGGUCAGACUCUUGACGCUUCUGGGAGCUCAAAGUCCAACUGUCAUCAUAUCGGCGUCGGCUUCCGCUCUGAGAAACGCGAAAACGGACUUCCAUUUGGCAGCUCUGGUGCGACUCGUUUCCGAAAAUGUUGUCGUAUUUCCGGCUAUUAAACCAGAAGUUGAGAACCCAAUGUCUGGUCACGGUUAUCUGACACAAGCGCUGGAACAGUCUUUGAGAGACAUACAAUACACCAGCGCAUCCAAAGACUGCGAGUCUCGACAACUUUUUAGAAAUCUCUCGACUCUUUUGAAAUGGGAAAAUUCUAAGAAAGCGGAAAUUUUAGCUUCGCAAUUGGUUUCUCGAGCCGUCACUCUCAAUCUGGAACAAAUAUCUGGACUGUUGAUGAAAACUGAUGACUUCGAACUCGCUAAUGAUAUCGCAGAAACUUUGGAUCUUUUGAGUUUUUCAGAAAAAUCCUCACAUCCCUCAAGCGUUCAAUUGACUCUAAAAGUCACCAGAUCGAUUAUCCGCUACUUUUUCAUUUGCAUCAGAGAAGAAGACAUCUAUCGCAAGGAGCGAGGGGUAAAAAGAGUCAUGAGGCUUCUUUCAGUGCAGUCCUGUUAUUCCUCGUCUGCUCGAGUACUCGCGUUGCGAGAACUGUUGAGUAACAGUAUUUUCAACGAGCCUUCAAAGUAUUUCGGGGCGAAAGUAAAUCAUGAGCAAAAAAGUGAUAAUUUGUUGCUCCUAAGUCAGAAUCAUAAGCAAGGAACGAGUGCGUUGCUGGCACAGAAACAUUCGUCAGUUUUUCACGCGGGUGUCAUUGGCCAGGGACCGAGGAAACCUCCGCCAGAGAACUGUUUGGACAAAGAAACUAUUGCGUUGAACAGUACAUUAUUGGUCGACGCUAUAAAAGCUUGCUGCAGUAUGGAAGAUCCAGGGCCUUAUCCCGUCAAUCUCGACGCUAUGACGAUGGUCAGUCUUUUGCUCGUCGAGCUCGUGUCGCCCGACGUUAUGUACAACGGUUUGCCUUGGCCUGACGAAGAAUUCACGAAAGUCACGGUCGAACGAGAUUUGCACAUACGAAGGACUUUUCGAGACGUUCCCCUAUUGUGGACCCUUCUUGAGCUCACCGCGAGACACAGACCAGCUUUGGCUUAUUGUUCAGUCUUACUCAGAGCCAUUGCUGCUACUGUAAUGGCCAAUUGGAAUACGUCUGAUGGCACGUUACUCGCGAAUGUGAUGGCUCUCGGGCAAUUGUUGCCACCGCCGUUGGUCUGCCUGAGAGAUGUUCUGCCAAUUCUUAGCCCGAACCAGAUAAAUACCGUAAUGCGAGAAUGCAUUUGGGCUUAUAUGCACGAGAACGUACCAUCACCGGCGCUGUUUACUUUAACAGAAGGUUCGAACAUAGCGUGGCGUGAUACCGACACAUCAACUCCCAACAUUCGUUUUACUGAAACUCUGAGACUUCUAUUGCUCGCAAACAUUCACAAAUCGGGUCCACUUUACGCGACCUUAUUUUACAACGAGCACAAGUGAAACAUGACUAUGCCAAACGAUGAUUCUCUUUUCUUUGAUAUCAUGUAAAUAGCAAUUGUAGGAUACAAUAAUUGAAUCGUUAUUUGUACAAAAUUGAAGAGAAAGAAUGAAGAACGGGUGAGACACAGAGCAGAAACUUUUCUUAAGGUUUUAUAGAAAAAUGACUUUUUUCUUCCUUAUUUCUCUCGGAUACAAGAGACGAAAAAAAAUAAAGUUACUUUUUUCUUCA